GCUGCUCGCUGUCCUUUAAUCUUCGCCAUCUCUUCCAUUGACCUUCCCCCACUCCCCAUCCCCAUCCUUCACCCCCGUCGUAUUUAGCUUGCCGUGAUUCCUAAACCCCGAUUCACUUUGCCCUCCAUCCGCAGCGUUGAAAAACCCCUCGGCGUUGUGCAAAUUUGUUUUCUCGGUGGUUGAAUGGACCAAGAAACAGCGGCUCUUUCCUGCUCACGCUUUCCCGCUCCCCGCUUCCCAUCGGAAUCUCUUCAAGGCUCCCCUUUACCCCGACGUUGUCAUCCUCCGCAGCACCUCCGUUGCCUUGAACGCCUCUCUCCAUCUCCUUGCAUAACCCUGUUGUCCCCGGAAAUUCCCUCAUCAUGAGUCUCAAUCGAAAACCCCCCACUCCCGUCGGUGAUACCCCGCCACUAUCAAAGGACGCCAGUCUUGCUGCUUCAGAGGUGACAUUUCCCUUCCCCUUUCUCCCCUGCGCUGAAAUUUCUGACCUCUCUUCUCCCGCCUUAGCCUGCUACAGCACCGACGCCUUCCCCGCCCGCAAUGGCCUCUUCAAAAGCUAUCCCUCCACCUUCGGAUUUCAUGAGAGGGCUCCGCGAGUAUCUUAGUCAACCGGUGACUGCAUCAUUCAUUGCCGGGGGUAUUGCUGGUGCGGUCAGCAGAACGGUCGUUAGUCCAUUGGAGAGAUUGAAAAUUAUCUUUCAAAUUCAAGGUCCUGGAAACAGCUCCUAUCAAGGUGUCGGACCCGCGCUGGCCAAGAUGUGGAGGGAGGAGGGCUGGAGGGGCUACAUGAGGUGGGUUAAUCCCUUUAACCACAGCUCUUUUCUGGGGGUAACCAUUGCUUGCGGGCGGAAUUGGACGGAUCCUAUUGGGCCUAUCGCACCUGUGAAGCUUUGGGAUGCUGAUUGAGCCGUUUAAUAGAGGGAAUGGGACGAAUUGCAUACGGAUUGUUCCCUACUCGGCCGUCCAGUUCUCUAGCUAUACAAUUUAUAAGAGGGUAAACCCCCGCGGUUCUCGAAUUCAUCCGAUCUUGCCAAUUUCUCUAACCCCCCGCACUUCAGCUUUUACUUCCAGAAGGCGGCACUGACCUCGGCACCCUUCGCCGACUCUGCGCCGGCGCCAUGGCUGGUGUAACGUCAGUUGGUGUGUUCCUCCCACUCUCUUCAGUACGGUACUUAAGGCUUACCCAGCGCCGACACAGUCGCAACAUAUCCCCUCGAUAUCACCCGUACACGUCUCUCCGUCCAGUCGGCUUCGUUCUCUUCCAAGGGUGUACCGCACACCAAACUUCCAGGUAUGUGGGCAACCAUGAAAACCAUGUAUCGUACCGAAGGCGGCACAAUAUCCCUCUACCGUGGAUUGGGCCCUACCCUCUCCGGUGUUGCUCCAUACGUCGGGAUCAAUUUUGCUACCUACGAAGCUAUGCGGAAAUUCAUGACCCCUCGAGGGGAAGCAAACCCGACGGCCCUUGGGAAACUAUGUGCGGGUGCUGUUAGCGGAGCUGUGGCCCAGAGCGUUACCUACCCCUUUGACGUAUUGAGGAGAAGAUUUCAGGUCAAUACAAUGAAUGGCCUCGGUUACCAGUACAAGAAUAUAUGGGACGCAAUCUCAAUCAUCAUCCGGGCCGAAGGCAUCAGGGGAAUGUACAAAGGACUGUUGCCAAACCUGCUGAAGGUGGCACCAAGCAUUGGUAGUAGUUUCUUGAGUUUUGAGAUUGCUAGAGAUCUACUUGUCGCCCUAGACCCGAAGCUAAUGAUAUGAACCGAGCACUUCUUGUCUUCUGUUUGCUAAUUUCUUGAUUGCAUGCAUGGUUUCGACAAACAAUAGUCGACCUGCAAAAAAAACCCCUUCCCCCCUGCAUUUACGGAGGGACUGUGUGAUAGAAUCGUCCCUUUUAUAUAUCUUUUGGUAGUGUUUUUGACAUUAAGGGUAAUUUCGUUUUUCUUCUUUUAUUUCUACUUUGCAGCCUUGUAUGGAUUCUGCUAGCUUGCUCAUUCUAGUUGCUUGGGGAGUGCAGCCUUUCUCGACUUUUCCGAACGGUAGAGGGGCAGAUGGAGAAACGGAUGAAGCGGAAGGAUUACCAGCUUACCAGUCAUGGCCCAUCACUCUUGUUUUGUCGUUUUCGGGGAUCCACCCAUCAACGGCUGGUUUGUAGCUGUGUGUACUGUACAUAUCUGAGGAAUUCUAUGGGACAAAUGAUAUUGCACUCCAGUUGUAUAUUGCGUAGCUAUCCAAAAUUCUAUUUCUGUUAGGGAUUUUUGAUUUCUAGGCCCUUCCCCUCCGCAAGCGCAAUUGCGUUCAUCUUGCUUGUAUGACACCUAUCUGCAGUCACGGCGCUACCUGCUGCCACGAUUCAAAGGUGUUGUACCAAAUGCGCUCCUUCGGGAAAAGGUGAUUACUCUACAAGUAUCAUACCAGUCAUGAGACAGGCCCCC
Molecule: messenger RNA, 2432 nt
Organism: Tuber aestivum (summer truffle)
Lineage: Eukaryota; Fungi; Ascomycota; Pezizomycetes; Pezizales; Tuberaceae
Source: the annotation of a GenBank genome assembly